Bacidia gigantensis is the source of this 1401-nucleotide messenger RNA. RefSeq lists its product as uncharacterized. Gene Ontology annotation, molecular function: fatty acyl-CoA hydrolase activity. Bases 1 to 1401 code for a protein of 466 amino acids. Gene Ontology annotation, biological process: acyl-CoA metabolic process. The transcript is spliced from 3 exons. Gene Ontology annotation, cellular component: mitochondrion. NCBI's taxonomy places the organism in Eukaryota, Fungi, Ascomycota, Lecanoromycetes, Lecanorales, Ramalinaceae. The record is from RefSeq and is a predicted model, not a curated record.
AUGUCGUGUAGAACAGACGGAGUGUAUCAGGAUCUAACGAAUAUGCGAGUCCGGAUGCCAUGGAUACAAGCUUUGCGGGAACAAAGAGAAGCAGCAGGUCGUCCUAUCAGCGGCCAGGUGGCUUCUGGACAGCCCUCAGCUCCGGACUUGAAACCUAAGAAAAUGUCGGACAGCUAUCAUAAAGUGGUCCGUAAUCGGAUACUGUCGAAGAAGUGUAAGCUGACUGAUACAGAUAUAGAUCAUUCCUCUGGCGCAAGACCCAUGGCUUUGCGACAAUUAUUUGAAUGCGAACGGUCAGAUACGAAUGCAAGACUAGGGACGCUCUUCAUGGAUCUCGACGCUUUGUCAGGUGUUAUUGCCUACAAACAUACGGGGGACUCGGUCACGACUGUCACUGCGGCUGUCGACAGGAUUACAAUCAAUCAUCCCCUAAAAAGCAUCUGCGAUUUGCAACUCUCCGGGCAAGUGACCUACGCCACUGGCAGAAGCAGCAUGGAAGUAUCACUAUCAGUAGCUCAAGCCCCGGAGAGAGGCGAGCAAACACACGUCGAAGAUGUGCUUCUAUCAUGUGUCUUCACUAUGGUAUCCCUUGAUCCGGUCACUAAGAAGGCCGUCGCUAUCAAUCCCCUCAGACCAGAAACAAUGGAAGAGAAACGACUCUUUGAGAUGGGAGAGCGGAAUUCGAAUGAGAAGAAGGCUUUGUUGAAAAGGGCAUUGAAGAAGCAGACUCCCAAUGAUGAGGAGAGUGACCUCAUUCAUGCUAUGUGGCUGAAGCAACUUGACUACCAUAACCAAGAUCCAAAUACACCUACUCGGAAACCUGACAACCUACGAUUCAUGUCUGCAACAGUCAUGAGUUCAUCUUCGAUAAUGCAGCCACAGUAUAGGAACAGACACAAUUUCAUGAUCUUUGGUGGCUUCCUCCUUAAGCAGACGUUUGAACUCGCAUUCUGUUGUUGUGCAGCGUUCACUCACAGCAGACCAACGUUUAUCAGCCUUGACCCAAGUACCUUUGACAAUGCCGUCCCCGUCGGAAGUGUGCUCUAUCUCACAGCUACCAUUGCGUACACAGACCAAUCAUCAAUAGAGCCUUCCGAUGGUGUCAACGGCAAAGCCACUGACGAGCAUUCGGAUCGCAGUACUAAUAAUUCAACGCGGGUUCAAGUACGGAUCGACAGCAAGGUUCGCAAUGUCGAGCAUGGUGAAACUAAACCGACGGGGCAAUUCAACUACACUUUCCUGGUCGAGCGAGAUAUUAAGAUAAUGCCACAGACUUAUUCCGAAUUCAUGAUAUGGGUAGACGCUAGGAGGAGAGCCAAGAAUGUAAGGGCAUGUAUUGAAAACACUUCAUUUUCAGGGCAAACGCAGGACGAUGGCAGUGGCGGGAGGAUUCAUGAGUAG